This is a messenger RNA of Penicillium paradoxum, 1077 nucleotides long. Its product is annotated as putative RTA1 domain protein. NCBI's taxonomy places the organism in Eukaryota, Fungi, Ascomycota, Eurotiomycetes, Eurotiales, Aspergillaceae. The record is from RefSeq and is a predicted model, not a curated record. Gene Ontology annotation, cellular component: membrane. The annotation marks the transcript as partial. The transcript has 4 exons.
UUCCCUCAUAAAGAUUUUUGUUCUACCACGGAGCAAUAUAUAGCUGGCAGAUGCUCAAAUAUGCUCGAGGCAAGGUCAUCAUACCAGGAGGGAAGCCUAUGGUUCUAUGCGCCAAACAAAGGCGCUGCAAUUGCCUUUGCGAUCCUUUUCACUGUCUCUGGGGCCAUCCAUGGAUACCAAUGCUUCAAAUAUAAAUCCUGGAAAGUCACCGGGCUUCUUCCAUGGUCUGCCCUCCUAUUCACGGCUGGUUUUAUAACUCGAACUGUUGGAGCGUUCGGGCAAUGGGGAAAUAAAGACGUCUAUAUUGCAAGCACUGUACUCCUUCUUGCUGGACCGCCAGUAUACGAAGGCGCUAAUUUUUUCAUACUUGGUCGCAUGCUCUACUACAUUCCAUACCACUCACCCAUCCACCCAGGCCGGGUAUUCACGACCUUCGUCGCCCUAGGUGUGGUCAUUGAAAGUAUUACCGCGAACGGAGCAGUCCGAGUUGCAAGCUCGGAUUCCUCUGAAGCAUCACAAAAUGUCGGAAAGGCGCUAUUGAAGGCAGCGCUUAUCAUGCAGAUUGCUCUCAUGGUAGGCUUUGGGUCUUUGGCUGGCCGUUUUCAUUUCAACUGCUUCCGAGGAGGUGUACUGAAUCACAAGAUUAAACGUGCGCUGCUGGUCUUGUACUGCAGCUGCACACUCAUUACGAUUCGUACCAUCUUUCGCACAGUGGAAUACUUUUCUGCUGCCAGUCUAAAUGCCGUCAGUGGUAUUGCAGAUAUCAGUCCUGUCUUGAAGCAGGAGUGGUUCUUCUGGUUCUUCGAAGUUGUGUUCAUGUAUAGCAAUACUACUUUACUCAACGUCUUCCAUCCGAUGCAGUCGCUUCCGAGAUCAAACAAGAUCUAUCUUGCUCAGGAUGGUGUCACGGAAAUCGAGGGCCCUGGUUAUGAUGACCCCCGCCAUUGGCUGCAGACCGUCUUUGAUCCGUUCGAUAUUUAUGGUCUCAUUGUUAACAAAGGCAAAAAAGAGAAGUAUUGGGAGGCAAAUCCGUCUCGGGGAGAGGGUGCUAUUGUGCGUGACAAUGAGGGUGUGUGA